AUGUUUCAACAGUUUAUGACUCACCUUGGCACUCGCACUCAACUCGCCCGAGUCUCGCCCUUAAUUCAUCGCCCCAAACCGCUUCUCGCAAUAUCAGUUUCUUGUUCCCAAACCCUCUCUCUCCCCCAAUUCUCUACCAAACCCUCCACCCUCGCCCGCCGCCGAACUCACACUCUCUUCCGCCCGGCGAUGGACGUGCAACCACCGGAAUCCGCCGCCUCGGGCGAGGACUUCGUCCACGUCGCGGAUCUGAAGAUGGAGAGCCUGACUGAGAGCAUGGUUCGAAUUGACGAGCCCUCCGACGCCGACGCCGACGCUGCCUCUUCUGCGCCGGAGGCCACGCCGGAUUCCGAUCGCCAUCCGGCCACGCUUCCAGAGGAGCUCUCCAGAAACGUGCUCGUCCUCUCGUGCGAGUCUGCCGCCGAAAGCGGCGUCUGCGACGUUUACUUGGUUGGAACCGCUCACGUCUCCGAGGAAUCAAGCAGAGAAGUUCAAGCUAUAGUGAAUUUUCUGAAACCGCAGGUUGUCUUCCUAGAAUUGUGCUCGAGUCGUGUUGCAGUGCUUACCCUUCAAAAUCUCAAGGUACCCACUGUGGGAGAAAUGGUUACAAUGUUGAAGAAAAAACAUAACAUGUUUGAAGUGCUUUAUGGCUGGUUCCUUGCCAAGAUUGCUAGUAAGCUUGAGGUCUUUCCUGGCUCUGAGUUUCGUGUGGCAUAUGAAGAAGCCAUCAAGUAUGGUGGCAGAGUGAUUCUUGGUGACCGCCCUGUACAGAUUACAUUAAGGAGAACAUGGAGUAGGAUGCCACUUUGGCAUAAAACGAAAUUGUUGUACUCUUUACUUUUCCAGGCAGUUUUUCUACCCAGCUCUGAUGAUCUUAACAAUAUGCUGAAGGAAAUGGAUGACAGUGACAUGCUAACUCUGGUUAUACAGGAAAUGAGUAAGGAGUUUCCAACUUUAAUGGAGACUCUUUUGCACGAACGAGAUCAGUAUAUGUCCUCCACAUUACUGAAAGUGGCGAGUGAAAAUAGCUCAGUUGUUGCUGUUGUUGGAAAGGGUCAUCUACAGGGAAUAAAGAAGUAUUGGAAGCAACCUGUCGUGAUGAAUGAUCUCAUGACAGUUCCAUCUCCUAAGCCAGCUAUAUCUGCAAUAAAAAUCUUUACAUCUGUUGGUGUUGCCGUGGCAGGAGUGGCCAUUAUAUCGGGCAUCUAUCUUUCAUUUGAGUCAAUCAUCAACAAAGUUGAUGCAUAA
This is a messenger RNA of Sphenostylis stenocarpa, 1248 nucleotides long. NCBI's taxonomy places the organism in Eukaryota, Viridiplantae, Streptophyta, Magnoliopsida, Fabales, Fabaceae. The record is from the annotation of a GenBank genome assembly.